Messenger RNA from Opisthorchis viverrini, 312 nucleotides. RefSeq lists its product as hypothetical. Bases 1 to 312 code for a protein of 103 amino acids. The record is from RefSeq and is a predicted model, not a curated record. Lineage: Eukaryota; Metazoa; Platyhelminthes; Trematoda; Opisthorchiida; Opisthorchiidae. The transcript has 4 exons.
AUGAAGUGGCCUGGUUCAACACAUUCAGUUGCCCUGAAACAUCACAAACGAAAGAUUCAGCUGGGUUCCAGACUUCCUAGCAAGUGGUCAACACAGAUACUGAUAACACUGCACGACACUGUCACGAUAAAGCGCUUUGGUGCGAUGGACGAAUUACGUCAUUCCACAGCAUGUUCUUCUGGCUAUUGCCACAUUCUUGAUAAUUUGAAAAUUCUCACAAGUUUGCGACAUAGCCGAAUGGUGGAGAUUCUCAUUAAUACCGCAGAUGCUGACCAGCGGAGAGAGCAAUACACCGAUGCAGAAUACUUGUAA